Molecule: messenger RNA, 726 nt
Organism: Entrophospora sp. SA101
Lineage: Eukaryota; Fungi; Glomeromycota; Glomeromycetes; Entrophosporales; Entrophosporaceae
Source: the annotation of a GenBank genome assembly
AUGCGAUUAAAAUUAUCCUUGAAUGAUGCUUGUAUUAUUGCCAAAGUCCGUGGUGGAUCAUGCCUUUCAGAUAAAUUUAUCAAUGGCAAGUCACCAUUAUUAUGGCGUUGUGCCAUAGGACAUGAAUGGAAUGCUUGUUUUACUAGUGUAGUAUAUAAAAAAACCUGGUGUCCAUAUUGUGCGGGCUUUGGUGGAGUUAGACUUACUCUUGAGGAUACUAGAAAAAUUGCAUGUGAUAGAAAUGGAGAAUGCCUUUCCAAAAAAUUUAUCAAUGCUAAUUUGCCAUUAUUAUGGCGUUGUAGCAAAGGUCACGAAUGGAAUGCCCGUUUUUCUAUUGUAAAAAAUCAAAAUUCAUGGUGUCCAUUCUGUUGUAAAUAUAAACGUGAAAAAAUAUGUCAUGGAAUUGUUUCCAAAUAUCUUGGACCACCAUCUUCUAUACGCAGGCCCGAUUUUCUUAAAACAUUGGAACAUCCAACAGGAUUAGAACUUGAUAUUUAUUAUCCAGAAUUUGGAUUCGCGAUAGAAGUGCAAGGAAAACAACAUAAACAUUAUAUUAGACAUUUUCAUCGAACCCCAGAAGGGUUUAAUAAAAUGUUAGCACGAGAUCAGCUCAAAAAAGAACUUUGCGAAGAGAACAAUAUUUAUUUAUUUUAUAUUUGGUAUGAUGACAAAGACCCUCAAGAGACUAUCCGAAAAGAACUUUACAACUUGGGACUUAUUGAUUAA